GUGUUUUCCGCGUGACCUACUGCGGGCUCAACCUUCUGAUAGUCGCCUUGCAAAACCGAAGGAGAACGAAACAGCCUUUUAUUUUGAGGGUUCUAAGACGGCUUGAUUUCUUUCUUUCUGAUCAUGACUUGAUCUGCUAAGAAAUCUUCUACACGAUGUCUGCGAAAGGGAGUGAGCUCCGAAAGUUAAGCGAAGAAAGCUUGACAAGACCCCCAGAAGAAGUGUUUGAUGUCCUUGAAAAACUUGGAGAAGGUUCAUAUGGCUCCGUUUUCAAGGCAAUGCACAAGGAAUCAGGUCAAGUUGUCGCCAUUAAACAAGUACCAGUCGAUACUGAUCUGCAAGAGAUAAUCAAGGAAAUAAGUAUGAUGCAGCAGUGUGAUAGUCCCUAUGUUGUCAAGUAUUAUGGAAGUUAUUUCAAGAACACUGAUCUUUGGAUUGUUAUGGAGUUCUGUGGUGCAGGAUCUGUCUCGGACUUAAUGAAAAUAAGAAAUAAAACUUUGAUGGAGGAAGAAAUAGCAUGCAUACUGAAAUACACCCUCAAGGGUUUGGAAUAUCUUCAUUUGAGAAGAAAAAUACACAGGGAUAUCAAGGCAGGAAAUAUCUUGCUUAAUGCCGAAGGUCAUGCCAAGCUUGCAGACUUUGGAGUUGCUGGUCAGCUAACCGUAAGUGCUAUAAUUUGUGGAAAUAGACCAUACGCACUGUACCUAAGUAAAUAACUGUAUUAAAACAGGCUUUUAGGGGAUUGCAUGCAGAUGCAUCAUUUCUAUGCCUGAGGCAAUCAAGGUCAGUAGACAGUUACCAAUGGAUUCUGAACCCAGUACUCGCUGGACUACAGCUACAAUCGUGGUCAAAAGUCUUGGGAUAAAUUUUCACCUUUUGCACUUUUCUGCACAUGCCAGACGUGAAUACAACUUCACCUGCUCAACCUCUGCCCCCCAUCCCACAUACAAUAUAAUGUUG
Molecule: messenger RNA, 960 nt
Organism: Orbicella faveolata
Lineage: Eukaryota; Metazoa; Cnidaria; Anthozoa; Scleractinia; Merulinidae
Product: serine/threonine-protein kinase 3-like
Biological process (GO): protein phosphorylation; intracellular signal transduction; protein tetramerization
Cellular component (GO): cytoplasm
Molecular function (GO): protein serine/threonine kinase activity; ATP binding
Source: RefSeq, a predicted model, not a curated record